Cyprinodon tularosa is the source of this 826-nucleotide messenger RNA. RefSeq names its product small vasohibin binding protein. Gene Ontology annotation, biological process: protein secretion; negative regulation of protein ubiquitination. The coding region runs from base 171 to 371 and encodes 66 amino acids. NCBI's taxonomy places the organism in Eukaryota, Metazoa, Chordata, Actinopteri, Cyprinodontiformes, Cyprinodontidae. The record is from RefSeq and is a predicted model, not a curated record. Gene Ontology annotation, cellular component: apical part of cell. The transcript is spliced from 3 exons.
CCUUUAAGCUUUACAAAGUUGAACACGUAUUUGUUUAUUAGUGACACACGUCCUCCCGUCCGUCUGCAGGCAGCUUCUUUAAUCAGUAUAAGGCUUAAAACCAAAGAAAGUCUCCCUGCGUUGCUUCAUUUGAUCUCCGCGCUCAUCGCCGGUUGGGUUAAAGCGUUAUAAUGGAGCCGGCCUGCCGUAAGGACAAACCAAAGCUAAACUCGACCCCGACCAGAGGAGACCGAGCCAAGCAGAAGUCUGCACAACAGGAGCUCAAACAGCGACAGAGAGCAGAGAUAUAUGCUUUGAACAAGGUGAUGACAGAGUUGGAGCAGCAGCAGUUUGAGGCCUUUUGCAAACAGAUGCAGUCCCAAGGAGAGUAAUGGCAGCUUUACUUCCUCCUCCUACGUGAGGCGUGUUGUUCCACCCAACCGGCACAAUCUUUGGACUUGAACUGUUACGGACAUAAACUGGCUGCUGGGACACUAAUGAUGCUUUUCUUCAGGUGCUGAUUCUGUAUUUCUGAUAUUUUAUUGCUCCAUUCCUUCCAUAUUUCCUUCCCAGUUCAUAGGGAAACCGGUUUGUAUUUAUUGCCGAGCCAUUAUUUAUUUAGUUUUUCUUUUUCCUUGGGUCAUUCUGGGGAAUUCUUAUGAUAAAUACAUUUUCUUUAAUCGACUCUUAGCAGAAUGCCUUUGACUCAGUCAGGUUGGAUAAAACAAGCAUCAAUCAAAGCAAUGUUUAAGUCUUGCCAUAGAUUCUUAACCUAAAAAAGGUCCAGACUUUGACUAGGCCCUUUGAAGACUUGAAUAAACAUAUUCUUAUUGUUUCACAGUUGAAA